AUGCUGCUAGAAGAGACAGAGCUGGUGAGGAUUGAAGUGCGGAUAUGUAGCUUCGAUGUGGAGGAUGCGAUGCUAUGGCUCAGGUCCCAGCACGAGUUCCCCAAGGUGUUCUUCCUCAACCCUGAGAGGUCGCACAUAGCAGCAGGUGUUGGAUCGGCUCAUCUGGUGAGCGGGGAAGGAGAUCUGCAGAGGCACCUGCUUCCCGAGGGCACUCCAGCCUGUUUCCGAUACUACGGAGGGUCGCGAUUCGAUGCCGGAGCCAGGGUUGGGAAGGAGUGGCAGGAGUUUGGCGGGCAUUACUUCGUGCUUCCUCAGAUUGAAAUUUUCUACUCUAACUGUGCCAAUGCACAAGAUGCGACGAAGAGUUUGGGGGAGGCCAUCAGUGCAGUGAAACAGAUGAAUGUAGUGUUGAGCGAGGAGCGGGACCUCCCGAAGCCGAGCUCGAUGAAGGACGGCUCGAGUUACGAGCACUGGAAGAGCUCAAUCGAAUCAGCGCUGGAGGAGCUCAAGAAAGGGGCAGAGCUAAGGAAGGUUGUGCUGUCUCGGAACUUCUUCGUCGAGUUCUCAACGGAAGUGGAGCCGAUGGACCUGCUGCUGAAGCUCAAGUAUCACCAGGGAUACCUCUUCUGCCUUCAGCCCACACCUGGCUCUGCCUUCUUGGGAUGCAGUCCAGAGCCUCUCUUCAAGAUCUCUCAUGACAUCAUAGAGACCAUGGCGAUCUCUGGCACGAGGCCCCGAGGGCAGUCAGCCGAGCAAGACGAGGAGCUGGCAAAGGAGCUGCUUGCGAGCGAGAAGGACAAGUACGAGAACGGGGUCACGACCAAGUACAUUCAGGAGCAGCUGGCCAACGUGGCUGAGGAUGUGGAAACGUCGGAAAUCUACGUGAUGAAGCUCAGGCACGUGCAGCACAUCUGUCGCAAGAUCAGAGCGAAGCCAUCCUCCAAGGCUGCCACCCCGAUCGAGCUCCUCCUUACCCUGAACCCAACGCCUGCUGUGUGCGGUGAGUCCCGGCCGGUGGCGACCAGGUUCAUCAGGAGCGUGGAGGGGUUCGAUCGAGGCUUCUUCGGGGGGCCUGUAGGGUUUGUUUCUUCUUCCGUCUGCGAGUUCCUGGUGGCGAUCCGCUCGGUACUCUGCAAGCCCAAGAUGCUGCACGUGUACGCAGGAGCAGGCAUCGUGCCAGGGUCUGACCCAAAGUCAGAGUGGGAGGAGACGGCGUUCAAGAUGAGGAACAUCCUGCAGCUG
Messenger RNA from Guillardia theta CCMP2712, 1242 nucleotides. RefSeq lists its product as hypothetical. The record is from RefSeq and is a predicted model, not a curated record. The annotation marks the transcript as partial. The transcript is spliced from 4 exons. Gene Ontology annotation, biological process: biosynthetic process. NCBI's taxonomy places the organism in Eukaryota, Cryptophyceae, Pyrenomonadales, Geminigeraceae. Gene Ontology annotation, molecular function: isochorismate synthase activity.